GUUCCUGAUAAACUUAACAUCGCUUCAAACACCUGACCUGAAGUCGUCCUGACAAGAUUCGCCGUCGUGUCUAUGAUAUUAAUGGGUUUCCCCGAGCGAUAUCGUCAUGUUGUGCCCUUUUUUUCUUAUCGCUGAUAGUCCAAAAACCGGAUUUACAGUACGACGGACCAAAGCCCAAAUGAGAAAUAAGAUGAAGAAGAAGCAUCCGGUGUCACCUCCGCUCUGUUAAUUGAUUCUAGCGGUAGCCAGCCGCGUAAAAACAUUAGCCACCAACAUAGUUACGGCGAGGGCACGUUCGUCUGGCGACUGCAAACACUGAGACAGACUAGUUUUUUACGGAAGAGGUUGCGGGAAUUUCAGUCGGUUAAUUUCCCCAGCGCUGUCGAUUCAUUCGCGGUUGUAAUCUGUCUCCGGCACAAUACAUUUGGAACAUGUAAACACGUUUAAAGUAUGGCAUGCAAAUAUGGUUUCUGCCAAAAAGGAGAUGGUGAUUGCAAUGUUCCCGAGUUGCAUAUCCACUCUCGUUUACUUUCUCUGCGUCGCCGCUUGUGUAAGGAGAAUCUCUGGACAGAUAAAAAAGGAAGAGAAAACAUAUCCUGAAAAUUUCACACGAAUUCUAGAUCGGCUUCUGGAUGGAUAUGACAACAGGCUGCGACCCGGAUUUGGAGGUCCAGUGACAGAAGUUAAAACUGAUAUUUACGUGACAAGCUUUGGUCCUGUUUCGGAUGUUGAAAUGGAGUACACCAUGGACGUCUUCUUCCGGCAGACCUGGGUGGACAGGAGGCUGCGGUACGAGGGCCCCAUCGAGAUCCUUCGGCUCAACAACCUGAUGGUGACCAAGGUGUGGACCCCCGACACCUUCUUCAGGAACGGGAAGAAGUCGGUGGCGCACAACAUGACCGCGCCCAACAAGCUGUUCCGCAUCAUGAAGAACGGCACCAUCCUUUACACCAUGAGGCUGACCAUCAGUGCCGAGUGCCCAAUGAGGCUGGUGGACUUCCCCAUGGACGGACACGCCUGCCCCCUGAAGUUCGGAAGCUAUGCAUACCCAAAAACAGAGGUGAUCUACACUUGGACCAAAGGACCCCAGAAGUCGGUGGAGGUGCCCACAGAGUCCUCCAGCCUGGUCCAGUACGACCUGAUUGGCCAGACCGUCUCCAGUGAAACCGUGAAAUCAAUAACAGGCGAAUACGUGGUGAUGACCGUGUACUUCCACCUGCGCCGGAAAAUGGGCUAUUUCAUGAUCCAGACGUACAUCCCCUGCAUUAUGACCGUCAUCCUCUCCCAGGUGUCCUUCUGGAUAAACAAGGAGUCUGUCCCUGCAAGAACCGUGUUUGGGAUCACCACCGUGUUGACCAUGACCACCCUGAGCAUCAGCGCCCGCCACUCCCUGCCGAAGGUCUCCUACGCCACCGCCAUGGACUGGUUCAUUGCAGUCUGCUUCGCCUUCGUCUUCUCCGCCCUCAUCGAGUUCGCCGCCGUCAACUACUUCACCAACGCCCAGGCCGAGCGCGCCCGGAGGAAGCAGCUCAAGGGCCCCCCGGCCCCCAAGGCCACGCCCGUGACAAAGGUCAGCGACCCGGAAGAAGUACUCCAGUGUCCGGACACCAACGGCAGCCUUCGCAAACGCGUGAACUACUCUCCCCUGACGGACCCUCGCGCCAGUCAACGGACCGACCCGGCGGGCGGCAGCAAGGCCGGACGGAACCGGCAGUCCCUGGUGGGCCACGCCCCCUCCGUCACCAUGGGAACGGCGGCGGCCGCGGCGGAGGCGGCGACGGCGUCCGCCGUCCUGGCCCACUCCAGCCCGAACCCGUUCAGCCGGGUCGGCGCGGUCCACGUGCUGGCCUCCGUGAACACGCCCCCUGCUCCGCCCCCCUCCUCUCCGCUGUUGCCCGGGCAACCGCCGUCAAAUUUGCACGCUGGCCCCUCCCCCUCCCUCCAGCACAUGCCGCGGCCGGAGCCCACGCAGGUGGGCGGGGCCAAAGCCGACCCGGCCACGCCCGCACCGCCCGCCUCCUCCGGCUCGAGCGGGACCAGCAAAAUCGACAAAUACGCUCGCAUUCUUUUCCCAGUGUCCUUUGGGGUUUUUAACAUGGUCUACUGGGUGGUUUAUCUGUCAAAGGACACCAUGGAGCCUCAAGAUGGUUGACUCUUCUUCACCCUGAAUUUCUAAAAAAAACGAAUCAACACAGAAAGGCAACCGUCGAAACAGUCUCAAGCACUGAACACACUCUAGACUGAGAUUUAGGAGAUUUGACAGAAGCCCUGUUAUUGGAUCUGAGAAACAAACAAACACACACACACACACACACACACACACACACACACACACACACACACGACAGUUCAUUAACAAAUGAAAUGGUUAUUAUCUCAGUGACAAUGUGUGGAAAUGACUCCUUCAGGAUACAGCAGUCCCUGAGAAACAAGCAUGUAAUGGGAAUAAGAGAAACUUACUACAUUCCAGAUGUGUAAUUGUUAUUAAUUACAGUAACCUCUGUGUUUUAAUGGAUGUAUUUGGGUGUACGUCAAAAAUGGCCAUUUGUAUUCCAGCAAUAUCAUUUUUGGGUGGAAGGGUUUCAAUGUGGAAAAACUACAUCAAAACUGGUGUAAUAUCAACUUGACUUACAGACAGAUGAGUUCAUUUUAUCUAUGGUUUUGUAGAAUGAAUAUAUUAUCUCCAUAAGUGGAACAUAAAAUAAAUACGGUUUCAGUGUACA
Molecule: messenger RNA, 2723 nt
Organism: Anguilla rostrata (American eel)
Lineage: Eukaryota; Metazoa; Chordata; Actinopteri; Anguilliformes; Anguillidae
Product: gamma-aminobutyric acid receptor subunit alpha-6-like
Exons: 9
Coding region: 464-2152 (562 amino acids)
Biological process (GO): regulation of postsynaptic membrane potential; signal transduction; chloride transmembrane transport
Cellular component (GO): neuron projection; postsynapse; dendrite membrane
Molecular function (GO): inhibitory extracellular ligand-gated monoatomic ion channel activity; benzodiazepine receptor activity; GABA-A receptor activity
Source: RefSeq, a predicted model, not a curated record